Messenger RNA from Aspergillus uvarum CBS 121591, 3520 nucleotides. Its product is annotated as putative GARP complex subunit (Sac2). NCBI's taxonomy places the organism in Eukaryota, Fungi, Ascomycota, Eurotiomycetes, Eurotiales, Aspergillaceae. Gene Ontology annotation, biological process: retrograde transport, endosome to Golgi; Golgi to vacuole transport; endocytic recycling. Gene Ontology annotation, molecular function: oxidoreductase activity; syntaxin binding. Gene Ontology annotation, cellular component: GARP complex. The record is from RefSeq and is a predicted model, not a curated record. The transcript is spliced from 8 exons. The coding region runs from base 207 to 3389 and encodes 1060 amino acids.
CGGACAUUGGUCUCUCUUCUCUCCUUCUCCUUCUCACCGGGUGCUGGGUGGCAUUCACCGUUCCUCUCACGUCUUUAUCAACUCAAUUCUACCUCUUGGGGAACCUUUCUCCCUUUGAUUCACCUCUCCCCUCUCUUUCCUCCCCCCUCAAUGAGGUCCGGGAAGCUGUCCGGUAUCCGCACCCUUCUCCGUGCCGGCCUUCUACGAUGUGGCUAGACCGCAUUGCUGGCCAUUCGACUCCCUCGGGCCCCCAGGUUGACAGUCGCAGCAACUCCCCUCAUCCCCCCCGAAGGACAUCCUCUCGCUUGUCGCCGAACAUACAAAAGAAUCGUGCCGGACCCAGUCGACAAACUUCCUCCUUAUCCGUCCUCUUGACUCCCAGUGAUUCGACCACCUCCCUUCCCGCAACCGCACGCGGUGACAGACCGCCGUUGAGACAAAUCGCUGCAAGAUCCCGCCCUUCCGAUGUUGCUGACCCCCUCGAUGUUCUGAAUGGCAUUCUGGGGAAGCAAAAUGCCGACCGGGACUCAUCUCCUGAUGUUGACUCCGACUUCAAGCUUGCGGAACUCGUGGAAGACAUUGACUUCCAAGGGCUGAGCUUAGAGGAUUUUGUCUCCAAGAAGGAUGAACCUAGACGAAUCAUCAGCACUGAUCUCGGUGCUCAAACCGUUCAGCAAUUCGAACGAGAACAGAACAAGUUUCAAGAUCUACAUUCGGCAAUCACCAGUUGUGACGAAGUCUCGAGCUCGAUGGAGACAUAUUUGAACGAUUUCCAGAAUGAACUCGGGGCUGUUUCGGCAGAGAUCGAGACUCUGCAGUCUCGCUCAAUUCAAUUGACUGCAAUGUUGGAAAACCGACGCAAUGUUGAACAGCUCCUUGGCCCUGCUGUGGAGGAGAUCAGUAUCUCCCCCAAAACAGUGAAGUUGAUUGCCGAGGGACCGAUCGAUGAGAAUUGGGUCAAGGCGCUCAAUGAGAUGGAAACUCGCUCGGCAAGCAUUGAGGCCAAAGCCUUGGGCUCUAGCAGCACAAAAUCCGUCGAGGACGUACGGCCGCUUCUCACGGACAUCAAGAACAAGGCAGUGGAAAGAAUCAGGGACUACCUGGUGUCUCAAAUCCGAGCGCUACGGUCUCCCAACAUCAAUGCUCAGAUCCUCCAGCAGCAGCGACUGGUGAAAUUCAAAGAUCUAUACAGCUAUAUCUCCAGGGCCCACCCAGAACUUACGGGGCAAAUCACACAAGCUUAUAUCAACACUAUGCGAUGGUACUAUUUGUCGCACUUCACACGAUAUCGUCAAGCGCUCGAGUCGAUCAAGGUUUACCCCAGUGAUCGGAAUGAGGUUCUAGGAGGAGACCCGUCAGCUCACAAAACAGGCUCUGCUGUUGCCGGCAGUCGCGCAGGAUCUGCAGCACACGACCCAUUUUCCCUAGGAAGGAGGGUAGACAUCUUGCGGGCUGGUGCUCAGAUUGCCAUCUCUUCUUAUCUAGCAGAGGAAGAUAACUCCUUCCAUGGCCUUGAAGUGCCAUUCCGCAAUUUCAAUCUUGCCGUUGUGGAUAAUGUAUCUGCCGAAUACUCCUUCAUGACCGAGAUGUUCUCGACAUUAACUUUCCAGCAAAUUUCGCGCAAAGCGGUCGAGAUCUUCGAACCAGUCUUUGGUUUGGGGCAGACCCUGACAAAGCAGCUGAUCGAACACACAACGGACGCGCUGGGGGUCUUGAUCUGCGUUCGAUUAAACCAGCACGCCGCUUUUGAGUUGCAGCGUCGCAAGGUCCCCGUUGCCGACUCUUAUAUCAACGGAGUGAACAUGCAGUUAUGGCCGCGAUUCCAGGUCAUCAUGGACACCCAAUGCGAAUCAUUGAAACGAGUGGCCGCGAAUACGGGUCGUAGUGCGGUAUCCGCCCUGUCCUUGGCCGGGGGUGACGAUCUGAACAAGUCGUCAGCGCCUCAUUUCCUCACGCAGCGGUUUGGCCAGCUGCUGCAUGGGGUAUUGGUUCUCAGCAGUGAUGCAGGAGAUGAUGAACCCGUGGCCAACAGCUUGAAGCGCUUGACAGCUGAGUUUGACAACCUUCUGACGAAGCUCAGCCGUAUCGGCGGUGAUGCAAAGAGACGGGAGAGAUUUCUUUACAACAAUUACUCGCUUGUUCUGGCUAUAAUUAGUGAUACCCAAGGUAAAUUAGCGAUUGAGCAGAAACAGUCUGCAAGCCUCCCUUUCCCUCUCUUGCGCCGGCGCGGCUUCUCCAGCACGGGCGCUGCCCGCGCCGACGUCACUCAUGCGGUCAUAGGCGGUGGAGUGGUUGGACUCGCCGUUGCGCGCGAAUUAGCCGGUCGCGAGGGGACGUCGACGAUUUUGCUGGAGCGGCAUGAUGCGCCGGGGACGGAGACGAGUAGUCGGAAUUCUGAGGUCAUCCAUGCAGGACUAUACUACGGCACCGACACCCUCAAGGCCAAGCUCUGUAUCCAAGGCAAGGAGAUGCUCUACGACCUGUUGCAGCGACAGGGGCUCCCGUACCGCAACACGGGGAAAUGGCUGGUGGCGCAGGACGAAACCGAACGAGACUCGCUGGAGCGGAUGCACGAGCACGCGCAGCGCAUCGGGGUGCCGACGCGGUUUCUGAGCCGGCAGGAGAUCGAGCGGCGGGAGCCCGAGGUGCGGGCGCUGGCGGGGGUGCUCGAGAGCUCGACGACGGGCAUCUUCGACAGCCACAGCCUGAUCACGUACCUGCAGGGGGACCUGGAGCACCGCGGCGGCGACUGCGCGUUCCUGACGCGGGUGACGGGGCUGCGGCACCUGGGCCCCGGCCAGGGCUACGAGAUCACGGCGGUGUCGGCCGACGGGGCGGAGACCUCCAUCACGGCAGAGACGGUGGUGAACAGCGCCGGCCUCGGCGCGUGUGCGGUCAGCAACAUGCUGCUGCCCGCGGAGCGGCACCGCACGAUGCACUACGCCAAGGGGACCUAUCUCUCGUACGCGGCCUCGUUCCCCAAGACCUCCGUGCUGGUGUACCCCGCCGUGACGAAGGCGCAGGCCGGCCUGGGCAUCCACCUGACUCUGGACAUGGGCGGCCAGAUCCGGUUCGGCCCCGACUCCGAGUGGGUGGAUAGCCCGGAUGACCUGGCGCCCAACCCAGCCCGGCUCGAGCCGGCGCUGCCUCUGAUCAAGAAAUAUCUUCCGAACGUGGAUGUCACCGCGAUCAGUGUGUCGUACUGUGGAAUCCGGCCCAAGUUGAAUAAGGACAGCGGUUCCUCCUUCGGCUCAUCGAAAGUCUGGCAGGACUUUGAGAUCCAGGAGGAGGAAGGAUUCCCGGGUUUUAUCAAUCUGUUGGGCAUUGAGAGCCCUGGAUUGACCAGUAGUUUGGCCAUUGGGAAGAUGGUGAAGGAAAUGCUUUACUAGGGAGGGUAGAGUGGUACAUGUCUAUAGAUAAGGCGAAACCAGUUGUAGAUACAUAAACUCAGGCUAUACAGCAAGCGAUGGAAGUGAUGGAAGAAUAAACGGAUAGUCUUACAAAGGAAUUGGCAGCCAAG